This is a messenger RNA of Antechinus flavipes (yellow-footed antechinus), 3410 nucleotides long. RefSeq names its product zinc finger protein 883-like. The record is from RefSeq and is a predicted model, not a curated record. Bases 234 to 2252 code for a protein of 672 amino acids. Gene Ontology annotation, molecular function: DNA-binding transcription repressor activity, RNA polymerase II-specific. Lineage: Eukaryota; Metazoa; Chordata; Mammalia; Dasyuromorphia; Dasyuridae. Gene Ontology annotation, biological process: negative regulation of transcription by RNA polymerase II. The transcript has 4 exons.
UUUUGUUCGUGUUCUCCCAGCAUCUAGUCUGAGUUCACUUCCAUAAGGUGCUGUAUAGUUGGGAAAGAGGAAGGGGCUGGCGAUGUCCCAGUCCAGGUGUCUCAGUCGGGGUGUCCCAGUCCAGGUGGCAGGGAGUUGUGCAGGGGGGCCCCCUGCUCACAGUUUGCUUGCCCCUCACAGCUCUGCCUAAGCUCUACCCUGCUCUUCCCUGAGGAAUAAAUCUGCCAGUGGGAAUGGCCCCCGGCCCCGGGCCCCUUAAAGCCCGUACCUCUCAGGAGCCAGUGACCUUCCAGGAUGUGGCCGUGGUCUUCACACAGGAAGAGUGGUGUUACCUGGACCCUUCUCAGAAGGAGCUGUACCGAGACGUGAUGCUGGAGAAUUACAGAAAUCUGCUCUACCUGGGACUUGUGGUUUCCAAACCAGAUGUGAUUUACCAGUUUGAACAAGGAGAAGCCUCUUGGAGGCCAGACUCAGAGAGCACCUACUCAGAUGGGGAGACUGGGCCUAAAUGCAGAGAGUCAGCUCAAAAUCUGAACAUUUCUGUGCAGCAUUCAUCCACAAACAAACUCACAAAGUCUAGUCUUUGCGUCUUCAGCCUGAAAGAACCCUGGGAAUUUGAUGUCUUGUUAGGAAAACCGAAGAGCACUAGGAACAAAAAUUCCCAGGAAGUAAGAAUCCUCCAAAAGCAAACUUCCAAACAUGUGAUAAUCAGUGAAUGUAAUAAAAACAGCCAAAGCCUCAGUCUAGAACCAAAACUCUUUCCAAAACAAAUAUCUAUAGAAAAGAAUCUUCACAGAUGUAAUGACCUCACAAAAAGCUUCAUUUCAUCCUCAGACUCAAGGAAAUGUAAUAGAUUCUGCUCGAAGGAGAAGUUUUCUCAGGACAAUGAAUGUGGGAAAUCCUUUGAUUCUAAAUUAGAUUUUACUGAGUAUCAAAGACUCUAUCAUGGAAAGAAAUCUCAUGAUCAUAAUGAACAAGAAAAAACCAUCAGUCUCCGGCCAUUUACUCUUUCCUAUCAGUCAAUUGAUGUUGGAGAAAAAACCCCUAAAUGUAAUAAUUUGGGGGAAGAUUACCCCAAAACUAUAAAACUUAUUGAACCGAGGCUUCACACUGAAGAAAAGGCUUAUGAAUGUAGUGACUGUGGGAAGGCCUUCCGCCUGAGGGAGCCCCUUCUUCAACACCAGAGAAUUCACAGUGGAGAGAAGCCUCAUAAGUGUGAUGAAUGUGGGAAAACCUUCAGCCAGAGAGGACAUCUUACUCUACACCAGAGAAUUCACACUGGCGAGAAACCUUACGAAUGUAAAGACUGUGGGAAGGCCUUCCGUCUGAGAGACCCCCUCACUCAGCAUCAGCGGAUUCAUACGGGAGAGAAGCCCCAUAAGUGUGACGAGUGUGGGAAGGCUUUCUCUGUGAGAACAGAUCUUACCAGACACCAGAGGAUCCACACUGGAGAGAAGCCCUACAAAUGUGGGGAAUGUGAGAAGGCCUUCCGCGUCAGGGCAGAGCUCACCCGCCACCAGAGAGUCCACACUGGGGAGAAGCCUUAUGAAUGUGGUGACUGUGGGAAGGCCUUCCGCCUGAGCAAAGACCGCACCCGUCACCAGAGAAUUCACACUGGGGAGAAGCCUUACGAAUGUGGUGACUGUGGGAAGGCCUUCUGUCGCAGAGAACCCCUCCUGCAACACCAGAGAAUCCAUACUGGGGAGAAGCCGCAUGAGUGCAGCGAGUGUGGGAAGGCCUUUGGGCUCAAGAGACAGCUUGUGGAACACCAGAGAAUUCACAGCGGAGAGAAGCCUCAUAAAUGUCACGAGUGUGGGAAGGCCUUCUUUGUCAGGACGGAUCUUACCCGACAUCAGAGGAUCCACACUGGGGAAAGGCCUUACGAGUGCAACGAAUGUCAGAAAGCCUUCCACGUGAAAACAGAGCUCACGAGACAUCAGAGGCUUCAUACUGGAGAAAAGCCGUACGAAUGUAGUCAAUGUGGGAAGACCUUCCGCCUGAGCAAAGAGUGCAGCCGGCACCAGAGAAUUCAUACUGGUGAGAAACCGUACAAAUGUAGUCAGUGUGGGAAGGCCUUCUGUGUGAAGACAGAGCUCAACCUCCACCUGAGAAUUCACACUGGAGAGAAGCCGUAUAAGUGCAGUCAGUGUGGGAAGGCCUUCCGUCUGAGCACACAGCUCACCCAACACCAGAGAAUUCACACCGGAGAGAAACCCUACAAAUGCAAUCACUGUGGAAGGCCUUCCGCCUGAGCACACAGCUCACCCAACACCAGAGAAUUCACAUUGGAGAGGAACUUGAUGAAUAACUACAUGGAAGGCCUAGUGAGGCAAAAAGCAAAUGCUUUACCUAACAGUUUUUUUUUUUUCCACUGAGGGUGAAAAGGCCUGCCUGAGUGCACGUAGGGCCUGAUAUAAGCUCGUAGGUCUAGAAUGGAAGAAGACCCCAGAGACCAUCAGAUCCGUCUCCUCAUUUAUAAUUAAAGAAAUGGGGCCGAGGGAGAGAAGUGCCAUGUCAGGAGUCCCAGCAGUGAGGGCAGUAUGAAUUCAGGCCUCAUGAUCCAAGUCCAGUAACUUUCUACUGAAUCAUGCUGCCUCCUCUAAAUAUGGUGGAGAGAAACUAUUUCAGCAGCACAAGUGGGAAAGGGCUUUCUUCCAGAGCACAGAGCAUUCUUGAUAUCAUCAGAAAAAGCCCUAUGUUAGAUGAUUCGGUAAGGCCUUCUGCUUCAGUGUGUAACUGACCCCAAAUCAGAGAACUCUUGGGGAGAAAUUUUAUGAACGUCAUUAACAGAGGAAGACCUUCCUGAGAGAACAGUUCACUCAGUCCUGCAGAGUUUGUGUGAGAGAGAACUCAAGAAUAUAUGAAUGUGGGAUCGUAUUCCCUACAAAUGCAGAGCUUACAUGACUUCACAGAAUUCAUAUUAGAGAAAUUUUAUUCUAAAGAACACGGACCUCUUAAUGGAAUGGAGAAUUUGACAUCAGAGCAUUUCUGUUGAAGAGAUUCUGUUUGGAAUGCACGUGGGAAGGCUUUGCCAAUGCAAGCUUAUGCUACAUCAAAGAAUCUACACUGGAGAAGAGACUCAUGAAUGAAAUAAACCUAUCACCUUCUGCCACAGUUAACAUUAUGCUCAACCAUUAGUUUAUACUGAAGAAAGAAACAUGAUAAACCCCUUCAAUCAGAAGUUACACCUUUACUUGUUCAAAACAAAAAAGACUUUUGUGAUCAUGUAAGUUUAGAAAACUUUCUGUUCUAUAAAAAACCCAUGAAUUUUCAAAUCCUCUUCAGUUAUGUCACAUCAGCCUAAACAACGCUAGAAUGUUUUGUAAUGUAUUAUUUCAUUGUGGCUUUAGGAAAAGAACUGUCAUUUCCCAACAAAUAGAUGAAUAAAAAAGCAUUUAUUAAAUUCUGAA